UCCACACUUUUCUGGUCCCUUUGGGGAAAUGAGCACCUUCCAGACAAAUCUUUUUCCUUCGUAAUUGUUGAAGCCUGAACGCAAAUUAUAUCUCUUAAUCGGUUGCUAUUGUCUUGCGCUCCUACUGGCAACAGAACCGAACCGAAGCCUCAAAGGAGACCUAUUGAGGGGAAAAUCUAUCUAAGUAUUUACAGAAUCUCAUACCGACCUCUUAACCUUCCGAAGACGAAGAAGUAUGGGUGUGGACUAUUAUAAGAUUCUGCAGGUUGACAAGAAUGCUACAGAUGAAGAUUUGAAGAAAGCUUACAGAAAGCUUGCCAUGAAAUGGCAUCCUGAUAAGAACCCAAACAAUAAGAAAGAGGCUGAAGCCAAAUUCAAACAAGUCUCAGAAGCCUAUGAGGUUCUAAGUGAUCCCCAGAAGAGGACAAUUUAUGAUCAGUAUGGAGAAGAAGGGCUCAAAGGUCAGGUGCCACCUCCAGAUGCUGGUGGGGCUUCAUUCUUCCCAACUGGAAAUGGUCCAACGACAUUUAGGUUUAACCCCAGAAACGCAGACGACAUUUUUGCUGAUUUUUUCGGGUUUUCAAGCCCCUUUGGAGGAAUGAGGGGUGGCGUCGACGGCAUGAGAGGUGGCUCAAGGUCCUUUGGUGGAAUUUUUGGAGAUGAUAUAUUCAGUUCAUUUGGAGAAGACAGGCCAAUGAGUCAAGGUCCACGGAAGGCACCUCCUAUUGAAAACACGUUGCCUUGCAGCCUCGAGGAGCUCUACAAGGGGACUACCAAGAAGAUGAAGAUCUCAAGGGAACUCGUAGAUGCAAGCGGAAAAACUUUACCAGUGGAGGAAAUCUUAACAAUUGAAAUAAAACCAGGUUGGAAAAAGGGGACAAAGAUCACCUUCCCGGAGAAAGGAAACGAACAACCAAAUGUUAUCCCAGCCGAUCUGGUAUUCAUCAUUGAUGAGAAAACCCACAGUGUGUUUACAAGGGACGGCAAUGAUCUGGUAGUGACACAAAAGAUAUCACUUGCGGAAGCUCUAACAGGCUACACUGUGCAUCUCACUACUCUGGAUGGUAGGACUCUGAACAUUCCCAUAAACAACGUAAUACAUCCAACCUAUGAAGAGGUUGUCCCAAAGGAAGGCAUGCCAAUUCCCAAAGAACCUUCAAGGAGGGGCAGCCUUAGGAUUAAGUUCAACAUCAAAUUCCCGACAAGGUUGACAUCGGAGCAGAAAGCUGGAAUUAAGAAACUCUUGGGACCAUAAGGGACAUGGUGAAUGCCUUAAUGUAUAAUGUGUAUAAUAUUCUCUUUAUCUUGUUUGCAUCAAUGCCAAACCCUGUUAGAUGGCCGUUCUGUGUCGUUGGUUUGUGUUUUGGGUUUGAAGCGUUUUCACAGACAAUAAAACCCACCAAAAUUAGAUUGAGGAUGGAAGAAAGAAUUUACAAUUAUCUCGAUAAAUCUAGCACGAAAAGACGGAGUAAUUCGAUAUGAAUUGAUUCAAAUCAAAAUACAUACAUAGAAAUUAGCUCAAUG
Prosopis cineraria is the source of this 1524-nucleotide messenger RNA. RefSeq lists its product as uncharacterized. The coding region runs from base 236 to 1255 and encodes 339 amino acids. The transcript has 3 exons. Gene Ontology annotation, cellular component: cytosol. The record is from RefSeq and is a predicted model, not a curated record. Lineage: Eukaryota; Viridiplantae; Streptophyta; Magnoliopsida; Fabales; Fabaceae. Gene Ontology annotation, molecular function: protein-folding chaperone binding.